AUGCAUUACACCAACCUCCUCUUCGCCGGGCUCGCCACCCUCUCAUCAACCAUGACAGUCACCGCCCAAAAAACCCACGUCGUCUCUGUUGGCUACAACGGCACCCUCGUCUUCUCCCCCAACAAGAUCUCGGCCGAGCCGGGUGAAGCCAUCCAGUUCCAGUUCGUGGCCGGCAACCACACGGUCACGCAAUCGACCUUUGACAACCCCUGCCAGCCUAUUGCGAUGCACAGCAACGUAACAGGGAUAAACUCGGGCUUCAUGCCUGUUGCCGCAGGCUUAGCAGCAGCAUCAGCAAAAGACGGCAAGAGCAUGAAUGGUACCACCUCUGGACAUGGAGGUAAUGUGCCGGUGUACACGGUGAUGGUGAAGAACAAGAACCCGAUGUGGUUGUAUUGUGCGCAGGGGAAGCAUUGUCAGAAUGGGAUGGUGAUGGUUGUUAAUGAAAACCCAUCUUCCAACGCCACCAAGUCACUACAGAACUACAAGGCCCUCGCAGCCAAGGCCACUACCAUCGUCCCCUCUGGUUCCGGCAGUGACUCUGGCUCGGGCUCUGGCUCGGGCACUGGCAGUGGUACUGGCUCUGGUUCUACCAAUGGCAGCACUACUACCGACCCAAGCAGCGGAACCACCCCGUCCAACUCGACGAGUCCUAGUGGCUCUUCCACCGCUGUGCCAGUGACUGCUGGUGCGGGUGUUCUCUCUGCUGCUGGAACUACGAGCAUGUUUGCGCUUGUCGCUGGUGGUGCUGUUGCUUUCUUGUUCCUCUAG
Neurospora tetrasperma FGSC 2508 is the source of this 771-nucleotide messenger RNA. RefSeq lists its product as uncharacterized. The transcript is spliced from 3 exons. The record is from RefSeq and is a predicted model, not a curated record. Lineage: Eukaryota; Fungi; Ascomycota; Sordariomycetes; Sordariales; Sordariaceae. The coding region runs from base 1 to 771 and encodes 256 amino acids.